AUGCCCCCUUCCAAACCAAAAUUGACAAACGAGGGACAGAUUCCCGGAGAGGGGAGUUCUGUCGGAGCUAUCAGCUUCUCGCCAGACGGGAGUCUUCUUGCAACAGGCAAUGAUUUGGGCAUCCUCACGGUGAGGUUUAUGCACAUUUUCACUAUGACACAAGGCGGCACUUCUCACAUGUACAACGUUCAACGCAGCAGAUUCGGCAACCUAACUCAGAUUGGAAACGGUUGCGACGUUUAUACGCACUCAAUUGGCGAUUGGGUUCACUGGCGAACGACGAACAUGCGCAGGAUUGAUUUCACAGCCCUUCUCUGUCCUUGUGGCCUGGUUUGGGGCAGUCGGACUGUAGUGCGUGCCAUCCCACAAAUCCAAUAUCCUACCUUUACACCUGAUACAAGCGCUUACUCUGCCCAUCAUCCGCACAAUAUUUUAUGGAGGAUCCCGCCAGGCGACAACAGCUGGAUCCAGUUACUUGCUGUCUGGAACAUGGCAAUCGGGAUAGAAUGGUACUCCCUCGCCGACAGAAGGCACCUCAGUACCACUACGUAUCAGUCGUUGGGAAGAGCCGGCCAGCGGCGGGUGGUUCGAUUGGUUUUCAUUGAUGAAAAAACAAUAGCAAUGGGGCACGUGGAUGGCCAGGUCGUGAUCGCAAGUUGGUGUUGCAAGAGAGAUCCGCCUCAAUUUUCGAUGCAAAGGAACGACAAGAAAAGGGGAUGUGAGCCUCUCAGUGCUGCUAUUGCAUUUCACGUCGUCCGCGGCACUCCCACUCUUCUUACCGCAAACGGUGAAGGAAGAGACGCAGUCCUUGUUCUGUUGCGCGUCGAUUUGCCUCCAGAUGAUGCGGGAGAUUUGUUGCGCUUCCAGUUGGCGACAAAUCCAGGACACUUCAUGUUCAACACCUUCUACUGCACAUGUACUGGUUUCAUUUUGUUUGUCUCCGUGGCUCUUCUAGUCUUAGCAUUGGUGAUCUCUAAUUGGCCAUUGUUUGUCGUGACUAGCACUACCGAAAUGGGACCCUCCGUUAAGUUGCGCACGAUGCCCCGUGACAACGUCGUGGACUGCAUACAUCGCCAAGGGAAUAUCACUGGUUGGGGCUGA
This is a messenger RNA of Laccaria bicolor S238N-H82, 1101 nucleotides long. RefSeq lists its product as uncharacterized. NCBI's taxonomy places the organism in Eukaryota, Fungi, Basidiomycota, Agaricomycetes, Agaricales, Hydnangiaceae. The coding region runs from base 1 to 1101 and encodes 366 amino acids. The transcript is spliced from 7 exons. The record is from RefSeq and is a predicted model, not a curated record.